AUGCCGCCUCCAUUUUCUUUCCCUCCCCCUCUCCAGCCCUACGACAAGAGCGACUACCAGAUCAUCAAAGAAGGUGACUGGAACAACAUGCAUGAUUUCAUGAGCUCCUAUGACCUGAAGGCUUGGGGACAGAGCGAUUACGAGAUGACGAAGCAGAUCUUGGAGGGAUUUCGCGAAGUUGACCAGCAGGCUUGGGAGGAACAGUACGGUUACCACGGCGAGCUUGAGCAGGAUUACCACCGAGAUAACCACUAG
This is a messenger RNA of Aspergillus chevalieri, 255 nucleotides long. RefSeq lists its product as uncharacterized. The transcript has a single exon. Lineage: Eukaryota; Fungi; Ascomycota; Eurotiomycetes; Eurotiales; Aspergillaceae. Bases 1 to 255 code for a protein of 84 amino acids. The record is from RefSeq and is a predicted model, not a curated record.